Messenger RNA from Loa loa (African eye worm), 639 nucleotides. RefSeq lists its product as hypothetical. The transcript is spliced from 5 exons. The coding region runs from base 1 to 639 and encodes 212 amino acids. NCBI's taxonomy places the organism in Eukaryota, Metazoa, Nematoda, Chromadorea, Rhabditida, Onchocercidae. The record is from RefSeq and is a predicted model, not a curated record.
AUGAGAUUAAAGCAAAAUUGCUGUUUACGGAUCUUUUCUGAUAAAACCGCUGGUAGCUCAAUGGAUGAAAGUGGCGGUGAUCUUCAACAAAAUGCUCUAGAUGAAGUAUCGGUAGCUAGCAGUAAUUACAUCCGAUAUUACUGCGCGCAAAAUCGUUUGAAACGAUCGCCACCAGCAAGCUUGAAUAAUCAGGAAAAUAAUAGUUUACUGCUGGAAACAAUAUCAUCAGCAGGCAAUCAAAUUGCUCGCAAAGAUAAAUCGUCCACAUAUACUGUUUUAAUUGAAUUAAAAGAUAAUGAGCAAGGACAAUCACAUAUACGUCUUUCAUCAUGCGACUCAGAUAUUUCCAAACCAUCACGCUCCGUAUCGGACAGAAUAGAAGAUGUUCGUAAAAAUAUGAUUUCACAGCAAUUUUCAAACGGAAAUGUUAUAGCCAACAAAUUAUUUAAUGAAGAACGAAAAAGUGAGAAGGAACGCCGAAAAAAUGAAAGAAAACAAGAAAGUAAAGCAGCCAAAACACUUUCUGCCAUUUUGUUAGCAUUCAUCAUUACUUGGACGCCUUACAAUGAAAUGUAUACUUCGUCGAUUAUUGAUCCAACUCUCGGAUUCGUGCUAAAUGUUCAAAUUUUAGAACGAUAA